Arabis nemorensis is the source of this 2256-nucleotide messenger RNA. The record is from the annotation of a GenBank genome assembly. NCBI's taxonomy places the organism in Eukaryota, Viridiplantae, Streptophyta, Magnoliopsida, Brassicales, Brassicaceae.
AUGUUUGUGUUGGUUGGAAGAGACAAGAAGCCGGAGAAAAGUCAACGAGAAAUGUCGGAGUUGGUGGAAUCGGCGGACAAUCUCAACAAAGGGCAAUCGUCGAGAUACAAACAGAGCUCCCGGCGCGUGGUUCCGACGACGAGCUGUGAGGUGACUGACGCGGCGGCGGAGAUCAGAAUAGUGGAGAAGGUGCUGAAGAACGGCGACCUUUACAACGGAGGCUUAUCGGCCGGGGUGCCACACGGGACAGGCAAGUAUCUGUGGUCGGAUGGUUGUAUGUACGAAGGGGAGUGGACACGUGGCAAAGCGAGCGGGAAAGGGCGGUUCUCGUGGCCGUCCGGAGCGACCUACGAGGGCCAGUUCAAGGAUGGUCGGAUGGACGGCGAAGGAACGUUCAUUGGAAUCGACGGCGACACUUACAGAGGCCACUGGCUUUGGGGAAGGAAGCAUGGCUACGGAGAGAAGCGGUACGCGAACGGCGACGUUUACCAAGGGAACUGGAAGGCCAAUCUGCAAGACGGUCACGGACGUUAUGUGUGGUGCGAUGGGAACGAGUACGUAGGGGAGUGGAAGAACGGCGUUAUCUCUGGGAGAGGGGCCAUGACGUGGGCUAACGGAAACCGGUACGAAGGCUUGUGGGGAAACGGAGCUCCGGUCGGGAAAGGCGUUUUGAGUUGGAGCGAGGAGAAGACGAGUACUAAUCAGUUUGGUGGGUGGGGCAGGAAGAACAAGAAGAAAGAUGAUGACAAUAUUAAGCUCUCUUCCGUUGAGACUUUGUCAAAGAACACCAAUUUCCCCCGCAUUUGUAUAUCCGAAUUGGAAGAUUCAAACGCGUGCGAUAACGUAGAGGCGGGCUCUAUGUUGAGUCCGUACACGAGCGAGUCGGAUACAGGGGAUAACGCGAGCGGAGAGUAUGAGUGGGUAAGAAGCCCUUUGCUUUUGGAGAGUGGUGGUACCAUGAGUUUGCAGCAAAGUCCGCGGUGGCUGGAUGAAGGAGAUGUUAAGAAACCGGGCCAUACGGUUACGGCCUCACAUAAGAACUACGAUUUGAUGUUAAAUCUACAGCUUGGGAUUAGAUACUCUGUUGGGAAACAUGCUUCGGUUUUGAGGGAACUUAGGCUUUGUGAUUUUGAUCCCAAGGACAAGCAAUGGACCAGGUUUCCGCCCGAAGGCUCUAAGUCCACACCUCCCCAUCAAUCUGUCGAAUUUAAAUGGAAAGACUAUUGCCCCAUUGUGUUUAGGCAAGUAAAUAUACUCAAGAGUUGGGACUUUAAAAUUGAGCAUCUAAGAGAGUUAUUCACCAUAGAUCCAGCGGACUACAUGCUCGCUAUUUGCGGAAAUGAAUCUCUUCGGGAAUUUUCUUCGCCCGGAAAGAGUGGAAGUUCCUUUUACUUGACUCAAGACGAACGCUUCAUGAUCAAAACCAUGAAGAAAUCCGAAAUUAAGGUUUUGCUAAAGAUGCUCCCGAGUUAUUAUGAGCAUGUUUCCAAGUACAAGAACUCAUUGGUCACCAAGUUCUUUGGAGUGCAUUGCGUCAAACCGGUAGGAGGCCAAAAGACUCGGUUCAUAGUGAUGGGGAAUUUGUUUUGUUCGGAGUACCGUAUACACAAACGGUUUGACUUGAAAGGUUCAUCACACGGCCGUACCAUCGACAAGGGUGAAGGUGAAAUCGACGAAACCACAACACUCAAAGACUUGGAUCUCAAGUAUGUGUUUCGACUAGAGAGCUCAUGGUUUCAUGCUUUUAUCAACCAAAUCGAUUUAGACUGUGAGUUCCUCGAAACUGAGAGGAUUAUGGACUAUAGUCUCUUGAUUGGUCUCCAUUUCCGUGAAACUGGCUUGCGUGACGACAUUUCCUUGGGCAUAGGUCGAAGAGAUCAGGAGGACAAAUUAAUGAGAGGGUAUAAUUCGCUUCCUAAUAUGGACUCUGUCACCCAAACUUGCAACGGACCAUUAAUCAGACUAGGGGAAAGUACACCCGCAAAAGCAGAGCAGGUGAGCAGAUUUGAGGAAGAGUCGUGGGAAGAAGACGACAUUGAUAACUCGAAUCCUAAGAGUACGAGGAACGAGGUGGUUGAUGUGAUCCUCUAUUUCGGUAUAAUUGACAUUCUUCAAGACUAUGAUAUCACCAAAAAGUUAGAGCACGCCUACAAGUCACUGCAUGUAGAUCCCACUUCAAUUUCAGCUGUUGAUCCUAAGCUUUACUCCCGAAGGUUUAGAGACUUUAUAAACAAGAUUUUCAUUGAAGACAAAUGA